Molecule: messenger RNA, 2052 nt
Organism: Metarhizium brunneum ARSEF 3297
Lineage: Eukaryota; Fungi; Ascomycota; Sordariomycetes; Hypocreales; Clavicipitaceae
Biological process (GO): DNA-templated transcription
Cellular component (GO): nucleus
Molecular function (GO): DNA binding; zinc ion binding
Source: RefSeq, a predicted model, not a curated record
AUGACAUCUGUUCCUGAACCCAGCCGCCUCGACGGCGCUCAAGGGAGUGCUCCACGUCGUCGCAACGGCCGUCAGCAGGCGUGUGAACCAUGUCGCAAGCGCAAGGUAGCGUGCGACCAUCAAUUGCCCGUCUGUUCGAGGUGCCGGCGCGGAAAUAUCAUGGACUCGUGUAUAUACGUCAUUGACCAGCCGCCGCAAAAGCGGCUCAAGUUCACGCCCCCUGCUUCGCCCUCACCACGCCUUGCCACGCAGCCGCCGACUGGGCUCCCGCGCGACUUCUCACCUCAGCCUGACAAUAACGUGGGAUAUCUGGGGGCCACCAGCUUUUCCGCCGUCUUCCAGGAUACCCAGACUGUCUUGCCGCAGAGCGCACAAACUCCGGAGCAAGCCGAGGACCUGCCGUUUGCCCUGUUCGAGGAACACCCGUCCUCUAGGUCACUGAGCAUUCUGCGGUCCAUCCCUGAUCGUGCGACCUGCAGUGCCUUGUUUAAGCUUUAUGUAAAUCCAAUUGACGGCUGGUGUCGGCUUGCGGCACAGAUAUUGAACGAGAGCCUAUGGAUCACGUUUGGCCAUGUGCUCGAGGGCACGAGGACGCAGGACAACCUGACAACCAUGGCUAGGAUUCUGUGUCGGAACAGCUCGAUACCACUCCGGGAAGAGCACACAGAUCCAAUCGCGUGGCUGCGGUCAUUUUCCGGCCAAAAGAUGCGGUGGGAGUCGCUUGGGCUCCUGUUUUGCUACUGGGCACUGGGCACAAAAUCGCUCCCCGAGAAUGCUGAGCUCCGCGAGACCCAGCAACUGCGUGAUACUGAUCGACGGAGACUGCUCAAUAAGUAUACGCUCGGUGCGGGCAUGUGCGUGGAUAUAUGCAAGAACGGCUCCACGGCCAACUCAAUGCUUGCGAUCCUACUGUACAGAUACGGCAUUAUUCAGUCCAUCAUCAGCGGCGAUGCAAGCAUUCAGUUCUGGAGAAUCCACGGAGAGCUUGCCGCUCUGACCAGCUUCCUUGGUUUACACGUCACGCCGCCUUCCAUGAUCAAUGACCACUCCAUCAGCUCGGAGAUGAAGCGUCGGCUUUACAGCAUGAUCUUCAAGAGCGACAAAGUCGUUGCUACAUUUACCGGCCGGCCUCCGCUCAUUGGCAGCAGGUUUGCCACGACACCACUGCCGCUAGAUGUCAGCGACGAGGAGUUGCUAAACAGCGACGGCAACUCGCUGGCCAACAGUCCCAAUGUUGACGAGCACGGGUGGAACAACAGGGGCAAGAUUUUCUCCGGGACCAUGAUGAGAGCCAAGAUGAUACUGACUCUGAUCAAGGAGCAGAUUUUGGAAAUCGCGCUCCAGAUCACGCCGAGUGGUGAUACAGACCAAGUCUUAAUCGACUUGCGGAGGAGAGAGUUGGAGGCCCUAGACCGGUUCCCCAAAGUCCUCAUCUACCGCGACACGGAUAUAAAUGAUCCAGACACGGACGGGCCUACCCUGUACUCCCGCGUCAUGAUCCGCCUCGACCACCUCCAAAACAUGUUCUUCAUCGAGCGUCUCCUCAGCAAAGGCAGCUCCAUGCUCGGCUCCGAAAUCAUCGACAUCAGCUUCGAAAUGAUUUCUCUGACACUCAUAUUCUGGACGCACCAGGAAAAGUUAUUCGGCGUGUCGGGCGACUCCGAAUGGCUACUGAUGUGCUACGCCGCGCCGGCCGCCGGUAUUCUUUGCAUGGAAUUACUCCGUGGUCGGAGCUCAGUAGCAACCACCCCGAGCCGCAGUAGUAGCACAAACCCCCCCAUUACGAGGUCGCGCUUGAUCCAGCAACUCAGUCUGCUGGUUGGAUUUCUGGACUGGGUUGGUCCCAUGGCUCCCAACACGGAGAGCUGCAGCAGUGUGAAGAAGGCGGUGCGGCACGUUUUGGACCAGGCUUUGAAUGAGGGCGCGCCGCAGGUCACCGCGCCGAUGGACUGGGUUGGCGAUUUUGGAGUCGGGUUUUCUGGAGACAUGAAUGACUUUUUCAACUUUGAACUUUUGCACACCUUUGAUUGGUUGCGGCCCGAUGGGCAGUGA